UAGCCGUGAACAUGUCCGGCGGGUCUUCAGCCCAGCAGCUCAGAGAGUUCAUCAGCAAACGGCUGGCUGCCGCCGCGGAGGAAAUCUUCUCGGUCUUCCAGAGAACCGUCGCCCAGUACGAGGAAGAGCUGGACCGGCAGCGCAGACUGCUGGACGGCGGCUGGAGGCCGGACAGCGGCUUCCAGAGAGCAGAUUUCCCUCGAUGUUCUGUCAGGACGAAGCAGAUCCCUGCUCAGCUGCAGCUCCAGAACCAGCAGGACUCCAGUUUGGACCAUCCACAGAUCAAAGAGGAGCAGGAGGACGUGUGGAGCGCUCCGGGGGACGGACAGCUGGUCCUGAAGCAGGAGGCUGACGUCCUGAUGGUGGCGCCGUCGCUCCAGGAUGGAAACCUCAGCGAACCGGAAUCAGACCGGAUCCACAGGAGAGACCGGAUCGGGACGGAGACUGGACCAACGAGUCCAGGCCGGACAGAGACACGGAGCUGAAGGACAGCCGGGACAGGACGCUGUUGGACAACUGUCCCCUGUUGGAGAGUAAAAGAGACAGAAAAACGUCGGAGAACUCGGGAAGCACGACUCACUACAGAAUCCACACAGAUUUUCCAAAGCAUUUUCUGCAGAAGGAGGCGAAUAUUCCGUUGGCCCGGCGGGAAACUCCAGUCUGGACCGGGAGCAACCGGAAGCUCCUGAGAUUAAAGAGGAGCAGGAAGACGUCUGCGUUCAUGAUGAAGAUGAACUGGUGGUGAAGCAGGAGGUUGAUAGCUUCCUAGUGACAUCUGAUUAUGAGGAAACUGACCACAGUGAGUCAGAACCAAACCAGAACGCCUCCCAUGCAGCUGAGAGGCAGGACCAGGAAGGAAACUGGGACAAAGACUCUGGAUCCAGCCAGAAUCUGACCAGUCAAAGUAACGCAGCAGACGAUCUCCCUCCAUUCGAUAGUGUCUGCAAUUCUGACUCUGGUAUAAAUCCACAAAAUGUUCUAUCUGUGGAAAAACCUUCAGCAGCAACUUCAAAAUGCGGAAACAUUACAGAAUCCACACGGGAGAGAAACCGUAUUCCUGUAAGAUCUGCAGGAAAGCUUUCCGGGAGAGCAAGUACCUGUCGGUCCACAUGAGAACUCACACUGGGGAGAAGCCAUAUUCAUGUGAAACUUGUGGGAAAAGCUUCAGUCAGAACAGCCAUUUGAGUUCCCACAAAACUCACACGGGGGAGAAGCCGCACCCCUGCAGCACCUGCGGGAGGAGGUUCGCCGAAGCAUCUGCGCUCAGAAACCACAUGCCCCACACCGGAGAAAAACCUUUUUCCUGCCAUAUUUGUGGGAAAAUCCUGCGGUACAGCAGCAGCUUGUCGGCUCACAUGAAGAUCCACACGGGUGAGAAGCCAUUUGUGUGCAAGACCUGCGGGAAAUGCUUUAGCUACAACAGCAGCCUGAUUUCCCACAUGAGAAUCCACACUGGAGAGAAGUCGUACCAGUGCACGACAUGCGGCCGCUGCUUCAGCCACAGCACCACGCUGCUGCGCCACACCCGCAGCCACACCGGGGAGCGCCCGUACUCCUGCGCCACGUGUGGGAAGUGUUUCAAUAGCAGCAGCCACCUGAGCGUCCACAUGACCACCCACACCCGGGAGAAGCUGUACUCCUGCACUAUGUGCAGCAAGUGCUUCAGCCACGGUAGCAACCUGGUGCGCCACAUGAGGACGCACACCGGCGAGCGGCCCUACUCCUGCCAGGCCUGCAGCAAGCGCUUCAAAAGCAGCACUCACCUGUCGCGACACAUGAAGACUCACAGGAAGGGUCGCAGUCCGGAGGUGGAGAUUAUCCUGGAGGACGGCGGCGCUCCGGCCGCGCAGAGGGCGCUGCCGCGGGUCUGGAUUGGGCACCGGAAGUUGAGCCAGGCUAACGCAAGGCGCUAUCAGCUAGUAGCCGUGAACAUGUCCGGCGGGUCUUCAGCCCAGCAGCUCAGAGAGUUCAUCAGCGAGCGGCUGGCUGCCGCCGCGGAGGAAAUCUUCUCGGUCUUCCAGAGAACCGUCGCCCAGUACGAGGAAGAGCUGGACCGGCAGCGCAGACUGCUGGACGGCGGCUGGAGGCCGGAGCUCCGGCCGGACCGGACGGAACUUUCUGUUCAAUUCCUGAGGAAGGAAGAAGAGGAAGUUCCUGUUGACCAGCAGCUCUGGAAGUCCAGUUUGGACAGGGAGGAACCAGAACCUUCCCGGGUCAAAGAGGAAGAUGAUGCUCUGUGCUUCGUCCGUGAUGAAGAGCUGUCGGUUCUGAAGCCGGACGGUGAUAUCGCCAUGGUAACGUCUGCUGAUGACGAGCCAGAACCCAGCAGGGACCGGAGCGUGUCCCAGUUGGAGACCCGAGACCCGGCGGGAAGCUGGAGCGAUGACUCGGACUCGGCCAGAGAUCGGACCGGGUUCUGGAGCAGCCAGCAGGAAGGUCAGGAACCAGACGCUCUGACUCCAAACAGCGGCCUGCUUGGCGCCGCUGUCGCCGGGGUCAGAGGUCAGGACGGAAGCUGGAUCAAGAAGGAGUUCGAGCCGAAGAGGAGACGGGUCAGGAAGAGGAGCAGCGGUUCCGGCCUGGUUCCGGGUGGACUGGGGCUUCGGCCCGUUUCCUGCGACGUCUGUGGGAAAGCCUUCAGGUGCAACUCGGAGAUGCGGGUCCACUUGCGCGUUCACACGGGCGAGAAACCGUUUUCCUGCGACGUCUGCCAGAGGGCGUUCAGCUUCAAGGUCAACCUCUCCGUCCACAUGCGGACGCACACGGGAGAGAAACCGUACGCCUGCCAGUUCUGCGAGAAACGCUUCUCGGAUCACUCAUCCCUCCGGAAACACACCAACGUUCACACAGGAGAGAGGCCGUACUCCUGCGCCAUCUGUGGAAAACGCUUCAGCCGCAGCAGCCACAUGUGGCGGCAUGUCAGGGUCCACGCCGCAGAGGCUCCAAUCACUGAAAUUAUUUCUUGGCUGUUAGCCGUGAACAUGUCCGGCGGGUCUUCAGCCCAGCAGCUCAGAGAGUUCAUCAGCGAGCGGCUGGCUGCCGCCGCGGAGGAAAUCUUCUCGGUCUUCCAGAGAACCGUCGCCCAGUACGAGGAAGAGCUGGACCGGCAGCGCAGACUGCUGGACGGCGGCUGGAGGCCGGACAGCGGCUUCCAGAGAGCAGGUCAGGAGGGCCGCGGUGCUGGUUCCGACCCGGUCCAAGAGGAAUCAGGGGGUUACCAGCUGAUCCACAACACCACCCAGCUGAUCCACAACACCACCCAGCUGAUCCACAACACCACCCAGCUGAUCCACUACACCACCCAGCUGAUCCACAACACCACCCAGCUGAUCCACAACACCACCCAGCUGAUCCACUACACCACCCAGUUGAUCCACAACACCACCCAGCAGAUCCACAACACCACCCAGCUGAUCCACAACACCACCCAGUUGAUCCACAACACCACCCAGCUGAUCCACAACACCACCCAGCAGAUCCACAACACCACCCAGCUGAUCCACAACACCACCCAGUUGAUCCACAACACCACCCAGCAGAUCCACAACACCACCCAGCUGAUCCACAACACCACCCAGCUGAUCCACAACACCACCCAGCUGAUCCACAACACCACCCAGCUGAUCCACUACACCACCCAGCAGAUCCACAACACCACCCAGCUGAUCCACAACACCACCCAGCUGAUCCACAACACCACCCAGCUGAUCCACAACACCAAGCUGCUGCGACUGCACCUGUGCAAGAAGCCGCAGCUUUUGCACCAGCAGGGGGCGUCGGCGCUGACCCGGCAGCAGCCAGAACCUCCGACAGCAGAACGGAGGAGCCUGGAGGAGCCGCUGGUUCUGAAGCAGGAGGCGGACGCCUUCGUGGCGUCUCACCCAGACGGACGCCGCAGGGCUCCAGAACCGAAACACAAGUUUCUUCUGGAAGGAAGAGAGCAGACCAGAACCAGGAACCCGGCCAGAAGCAGAGAGAGCGGCUCCGCCUCAGAGAACCGAGACCAGAAACCAGGACCAACCUUCCAGCAGAACGCAGAAACAGGUGAGAAGCUUCAAUCUAUACUACGGCAUCGUGUCCCCCUGGAGGCGGAGCCUCCUGCAGACCGGAAGGAGCAGCAGGAAGCAGAACCUCCACAGAUUAAAGAGGAGCAGGACGAGCAGCUGAUGAUGAAGGAGGAGAUUGACUCUUUCACCGUGACGUCGGCUUAUGAGGAAAGCGACGAAAGUGAAGCUGAAGGAAAGCAGAACGUUUUCCUCGGCUUCCAGGAGGGAAGCUGGGAGCGAGACUCUGGAUCAGCAAGCAGCACUGACCCCAUGCCACGUCCUAAACUCAUAAGUUACAGUUACAACCCGAGUGCUGAGAGUCUGAGCAACGCCCGGACCAGUGACGGACCCUCAGGAUGUCAGCUCUGUGGGAAAAACUUUGGCAGCGACGCAGAAUUAAAGGAACAUAUUAAAAUCCACGUGGUGGAGAAGCCAUUUUCUUGCAAUGUGUGUGGAAAAGCUUUCAAAUACAACAUCAAGCUGCUGAUCCACAUGAGGACGCACACUGGGGAGAAACCAUUUUCCUGUGAAAUCUGUGGUAAAGGCUUCAGCCAGAAGGUGAAUCUGAAUGUCCACAUGAGGACGCACACAGGCGAGAAGCCGUAUCUCUGCAAGACCUGCGGAAAGAGGUUCUCUGACCAGUCUGGCUUUAAACGCCACAUGACCAUCCACACGGGCGAGAGGCCCUACAUCUGCAAAACCUGCAACAAAGCCUUCAGGUACAGCGUCCACCUCAUGGUCCACAUGCGAACGCACACGGAUGAGCGGCCAUACUUCUGUAAAACCUGCGGCAGAACCUUCUCCGACCCGUCCACACUCCGGAAGCACAGCAUGACCCACACGGGUGAGAGAUCCUACUCCUGCCAGACCUGCGGGAAGCGCUUCAGCGACAACAGCAACCUGCUGCGGCACAUGAGGACGCACACGGGCGAGAAGCCGUAUUCCUGCGAGAUCUGCGGCAAAAGCUUCAGUCAGAGCAGCAACUUGAUGCAGCACAUCCGCACCCACACGGGCGAGCGACCGUACCCCUGCGGCAUCUGUGACAAGAGCUACAGCCACAGCUGCACGCUGCUCAAACACAUGAGGAGCCAUUCCGGAGAGAAGCCGUACUCCUGCCAGCUCUGCGGCAGAUGUUUCAGUCACAAAUGCACGCUGUUGAAACACAUGAAGAUCCACACAGACGGCGGCGCUGUGCCGUCCUGAAAGCCCUGAACGCAUCACGUCAGGGGCCAGCUAGUCGGUUAGUCU
Messenger RNA from Poeciliopsis prolifica (blackstripe livebearer), 5294 nucleotides. RefSeq lists its product as uncharacterized. Gene Ontology annotation, molecular function: DNA-binding transcription factor activity, RNA polymerase II-specific; RNA polymerase II cis-regulatory region sequence-specific DNA binding. Gene Ontology annotation, cellular component: nucleus. The record is from RefSeq and is a predicted model, not a curated record. Lineage: Eukaryota; Metazoa; Chordata; Actinopteri; Cyprinodontiformes; Poeciliidae. Gene Ontology annotation, biological process: regulation of transcription by RNA polymerase II.